AUGGCGACGCGAGUCCUUGGGAGAGCGCGCAGGGGCUUGGCUCAGGCUCAGACCAGGACCCGUUUGACAGGACAGCUUAUCGUCUGGUGCAGGAAAGAUGCUCACUCUACUCUUUUGACUAAAAAUGAACAAAGUAACCUUUACAAAAUCCAGUUCCAUAAUGUAAAACCUGAGUGCUUGGAUGACUACAAUAAACUCUGUGAAGAGGUUUUGCCAUCAAUCCAUGCUGACAAAUAUUACCCUUGUGAGCUGGUGGGCACCUGGAAUACCUGGUAUGGAGAACAAGACCAGGCUGUGCACCUGUGGCGAUACAGGGGUGGCUAUCCAGCUCUCACAGAGGUGAUGAACAAACUGAAACAAAACAAGGAGUUUACAGCCUACAGGAAAGAACGAGGGAAGAUGCUGUUGUCCCGCAGAAAUCAGCUUCUUUUGGAAUUCAGUUUCUGGAAUGAACCAACUCCACGGGAAGGUCCCAACAUUUAUGAGCUGAGGUCCUACCAACUCAGGCCAGGAACCAUGAUCGAGUGGGGUAACUACUGGGCGAGAGCUAUUGGAAUUCGUCAAAACAACAGUGAAGCUGUUGCAGGGUUUUUCUCACAGAUAGGAAAUCUUUAUAUGGUGCACCACCUAUGGGCUUACAAAGACCUCCAAUCCAGAGAUAUCACAAGAAAUGCUGCGUGGCAGCAGGAGGGCUGGGAUGAAGUUGUGUAUUACACAGUUCCUCUUAUUCAGCACAUGGACUCAAGAAUAAUGAUCCCUACAAAAGCUUCUCCACUGCAGUAA
Messenger RNA from Knipowitschia caucasica, 783 nucleotides. NCBI's taxonomy places the organism in Eukaryota, Metazoa, Chordata, Actinopteri, Gobiiformes, Gobiidae. The record is from the annotation of a GenBank genome assembly.